Hemicordylus capensis (graceful crag lizard) is the source of this 8554-nucleotide messenger RNA. RefSeq lists its product as uncharacterized. The record is from RefSeq and is a predicted model, not a curated record. Gene Ontology annotation, cellular component: plasma membrane. Gene Ontology annotation, molecular function: calcium ion binding. Gene Ontology annotation, biological process: homophilic cell-cell adhesion. NCBI's taxonomy places the organism in Eukaryota, Metazoa, Chordata, Lepidosauria, Squamata, Cordylidae.
CUGAAUGCAUCAGAACCUAAAGACAAUAUUGUCUUGAGACAGCUUCUUUUUUUUUUUUUCUUUUAAUAGCAUUUACUCAAUGCUGCUAAACAGAAAUAUUUUUAGUGGUCAUCUUAUUGGAGCACAAAUGGCAACAGGAACCUGCUUGCAGGGUUGCAAAAGAAAAGCAUUCCUCUGCUUUCUUUUUGCUAGCAUUUGGCAAGACAUCACCGGGCAGAUCUAUUACUCAAUUCCUGAAGAAACAGAGAAAGGCUCUUUGGUGGGGAAUAUUGCGAAGGAUCUAAGGCUGGAUGCAAAGGAGCUCUCAGACCACAGAGUCCGCAUUAUUUCUCAAGGUAGGGCUCAGUAUUUUGCUUUGAAUUAUAACAAUGGGCAUUUGUACAUCGCAGAAAGAAUAGACAGAGAGGAGAUCUGUGGUCAGGCAGAGAAGUGCCUGGUAAAAUUUGAGAUUAUAAUUGGGGAUACCAUGAAGCUUUUUGAAGUCAAGGUGGAAAUCACUGAUAUUAAUGACAAUAACCCCACUUUCCCAUCAGAGAAAAUGGAGAUUGAAUUAAGUGAGAUAACAACACCCGGAUCCCAGUUUCCCCUCUAUGAAGCUCAAGAUCCUGAUCUGGGCACAAAUUCUCUCCAGGGAUACAAACUCAGCAGCAGCAGCCAUUUUUCUCUGGCUGUGCAAAAUGCCGCUGAUGGUGGUCAAUACGCAAAAUUAGUGCUGGAAAGACAUCUGGAUCAUGAAGAAGAAGAUGUUCAUCACCUGACUCUCACGGCAUAUGAUGGAGGGGAGCCGAUCAGGACUAGCACGGUACAAAUUAACAUUAUUGUCCUGGAUGCUAAUGACAAUGCACCUGUUUUUAGCCAACAUGUCUACAAAGUUAGCAUUAGGGAAGAUAUUCUUAUUGGAACCACUCUAGUUACAUUAAAAGCCACUGACCUGGAUGAAGGGAUCAACAAAGAAAUGAAGUAUUCAUUCCAAAAAAUCACAGAAAGAGCUUCUCAAACAUUCCACUUGGAUUCAGACACAGGGGAAAUAACUCUAGUGGGAAGUUUAGACUAUGAGGACACUGCACUUUAUGAAAUGGAGGUCCAGGUCCAUGAUGGUGGAAGACUUUUUGAUCAAUCUAAAGUAGUUAUAGUAGUUAUUGAUGUAAAUGAUAACACACCAGAACUGGCAAUAAUGUCACUUAUCAGUUCCAUCCCUGAGAAUUCUCCAGUAGGAACUGCAAUUGCCCUUGUAAAUGUGCAAGAUGAAGAUUCAGCAGAAAAUGCAGAAAUCACUUGUUCUAUUCCCAGCAAUCUCCCCUUCAAACUGAAUAAAUCAAUAGGUAAUUAUUACAGUUUAGAGACAACCAAAAUGCUGGACAGGGAGCAAGUGGCAUCCUACAACGUCACUAUCAUCGUUGUGGAUCAUGGAAAUCCUCCACUCUCUACAACUACCAUCAUACCACUCCAGAUUUGGGACGCUAAUGAUAAUCCUCCAUAUUUUCCACAGUCAUCCUACAGAUCUUACAUUGUGGAAAAUAACCAACGAGGUACCUCCACCUUCUCUGUCAAGGCAAAUGAUCCAGACUGGGAAGAGAACUCCAGAAUAACAUAUUCCAUCACUGAAGAUCAAAUGAGUGGCUCUCCUCUCUCCUCAUUUAUUUCAGUUAACUCAGAGACUGGUGUUGUCUAUGCUCAGUGCUCCUUUGAUUAUGAAGAAUUCCAUGAGAUCCAAUUCCAGGUCAAGGCCCAAGAUGGAGGCUCCCCACCACUCAGCUCCAACGUCUCAGUGACUCUCUUCAUCCUUGAUCAGAAUGACAAUGCUCCAGAAAUCCUGCAUCCUUCUCCUCCCACAGAUGGCUCCACUGGGAUAGAGCUGGCCCCUCGCUCCUCUGAGCCAGGCUACCUGGUCACUAAGGUGGUGGCUGUGGAUGCGGACUCUGGCCAGAAUGCCUGGCUCUCCUACCAGCUGAUCAAGGCCACAGAGCCCGGGCUCUUCACUGUGGGACUCCAUACUGGAGAGAUCAGGACAGCCCGCUUCUUUCUGGAGAAGGAUGCCCUCAAACAAAGCCUGGUGGUUUUAGUGAAGGACAAUGGGCAGCCGCCUCUCUCUGCCUCAGUCACUGUCACUGUGGUGCUGGCUGACAGCAUCCCUCAAAGUCUCUCGGAUCUAAGGAGCAUCUCAGCUCCUUUAGAUCCACCAUCUGAUCUCACCUUCUACCUGGUGAUUGCUGUGGCUUUUGUCUCCUGCUUGUUCUUCAUCUUCCUCCUUGUGUUACUGGUAAUCAAGCUUCACAACUGGAGAAAUGCACAGCUGUUCAACUCAGGAAGUGUGAACUUCAAUGGAGUUCCAGUUUCACAGUUUGUGGGCAUUGAUGGAGUCCGAGCUUUUCUGCACUCCUACUGUCAUGACCUUUCUCUGACCGCAGGUUCUAGGAAAAGCAGUUUCAGCUUUUCAAAGGGAAACUAUUCCAAUACUUCAACUAAUCAGCAGCCCAGUGAAAUAAAAGAUCAUUUUUUCAUAGCAGAAAAUCUUACCAUCAGCACACAUCUUCUUUCCACACAGAAAACCAUCUCACUGCAGAUCUCUGACAUCAGAGAUUGCCCUGCCUUUGAAGAAUCUAUCUACAAUGUUUUUGUGCCAGAAAACAACCCUUUGGGUGCCUCCAUUUUGACUGUCACAGUGGGCCACAAUUCACUUAUCUCAUACUCUGUCUUCAAAAGCAACAUUGAGGAGCUGCCUCUCUCUUCUUAUGGAACCAUUCAGACUGGAACUGUCUAUGCACAGCAGUCUUUUGACUAUGAAUAAUGUAGGGAAUGUCAGAUUCAAACAAAGGCUCGAGAUGGUGGCUCUCCCCAACUUAGCAGCAAUGUCACGUUUAUUCUGGAUCAGAAUGAUAACAGCCCUCGGGUCCUCUAUCCUUUCCAAGAAGCUGAUGGCCCAGCUUUGUUUAAGAUGGUUCCUCACUCUGCAGAGUCAGGCUAUCUAGUGACCAAAGUGGUGGCAUUGGAUGCUGACUCUGGACACAAUGCCUGGCUCUCCUACCAUCUGCUGCAGACCACUGAGCCAAGGCUCUUCACCACUGGGUCCCACACUGGAGACAUCAGGACAUUGUGGGGUUUUGUGAAGAAAGAUGCUGUGAAACACAAACUAGUCAUCUUGGUUAAGGACAAUGGUAAGACUCUACUCUCAGCUAUUGUGACAUUCCAAGAGGCACUUCCAGAAAUGAGCAACCAAUCCAAUGACUCAGAACAUAAUUAUGAGUGGCAGUUUGACUUGGUCCUGGCUUUAGAUUUGAUUUCAUUUUUGUUCCUUCUGACUAUAGCACUUGUCAUUGCAAUGAAACUUCAACGGUGAGGGAGUCCCAAAUUAUUCCAGUGCUUUGAUCCAAUGUUUCCUAAGAUGCAUAUAUUUCCACCAAACUAUGAAGAAGGAAGUUUGCCUUAUUCCUACAAGGCUGUCUAUCCUCUGAGCUCAGGAAAGAUGAGAUCUCUGCUCAGAAAAGAUGAAGUCUCUGCUCAGAAACAUAAUAUCCAGAUUGGUAAAAACUUGUUUUGCAGUGAUAGCUCUCAAGUGGUACUUAUGGACAGCAACUGUGAGAAUUUCAAUUCUGAAAUGCAGAUUGGAAGAUUCCAUUUGUCUCUCUGUGUUUCAGUUCAAUACUCAGUAUUGUGGCAACAUUCAGCAAAAAUCUAUCUGCAACAGAGGAUCAAAAUGCUUCUUCACAUCACGACGGUAACAAAUAGAGAAUGGCUCCAAAGCAGCAGGAGGGGAAUCUUUGUUUGUGUCAUGAUGGUUACUCUUUGGGAGGCUGUUUCUGGGAGUAUUUACUAUGCAGUUCCUGAGGAAAUACAGAAAGGAUCUAUCAUAGGAAACAUUCCAAAGGAAAUGGGACUGGAUGUAAGAGAUCUUUCAGAGAGAGGAGUACACAUUGUUUCCCAAGGUAGGACUCAGUAUUUUGCUUUGAAUUUAAAUACUGGCCAUUUAUACACCACGGACAGAAUAGAUAGAGAGGAGAUCUGUGGCCAAGUAGAAAAGUGUAUCUUGAAUUUUGAGAUUAUAGAUGGGGAGUCAAUGAACAUUUAUGGAGUGGAAGUUGAAAUUAUAGAUAUUAAUGACAAUGCUCCCCAGUUCUCAUCUGAGGAAAUGAUGAUAAAAAUCAGUGAGAAUAAAGCAAUAGGAUCUCAGUAUGCCAUAUAUGAGGCACAAGACCCUGAUUUGGGUACCAAUUCCAUCCAGGACUACAAACUCAGCAGAAGUAGUCAUUUUUCUCUGGAUGUUAAAACGGCGGCUGAUGGGGCCAGAUAUGCUGAACUAGUGCUUGAGAGGUCCCUUGAUCGUGAAAAAGAAACUGCUCACCAUCUGGUCCUCACAGCAUAUGAUGGAGGAGACCCAGUAAAGUCUGGCACCGUAAAGAUCCAAGUCACAGUUCUUGAUGCAAAUGACAAUGCACCAGUUUUUAGCAAGCCUCUUUAUAUUACAAGCAUAAUGGAAAAUGCGCCUAUUGGAUCUCAAGUGAUUACAAUAAAAGCCACUGACCUUGAUGAAGGAAUCAACAAAGAUGUGAAAUAUUCAUUCAGAAAAAUAACAGAGAAAGCCUCUCAGACGUUUCACCUUGAUUCAACCACAGGAGAAAUAAUUCUUAUAGGAAGUCUAGACUAUGAAAAAUCUGUACAGUAUGAAUUUGAGGUCCAGGCUCAAGAUGGUGGAGAUCUAACUGACAGAUCAAAAGUUGUAAUUGCUGUUACUGAUGUGAAUGACCAUGCUCCUGAAUUAACCAUCACCUCUCUUAUUGCUUCACUGCCAGAAGACUCUCCAAAAGGGACAGUGGUAGCUCUUUUAAAUGUACAAGAUCAAGAUUCAGGAAACAAUGGUGAAUUCACAUGUUCCAUUCCCAACAGCAUCCCUUUCAAACUGACAAAAUCCUACAGUAAUUAUUACAGGUUGGUUCUGGAUGAAGAACUUGACAGGGAGAAUGUGGCUGCCUACAACAUCACCAUAACAGUCACAGACCAUGGGAAUCCUCCCCUUUCUACGUCUAUGAUAAUCCAUCUCCAAAUUGUAGACACAAAUGACAGCCCCCCUCUGUUUCCAUUAUCACAUUACAUUUCUUACCUCACAGAGAACAAUCAAAGAGGUGCUUCUAUAGUUUCACUCCAGGCAAAUGAUCCAGACUGGUAUGAGAACUCCAGAAUAACUUAUUCCAUUAUUAAAAAUCAGAUGAGUGAUUUUCCCUUUUCUUCCUAUCUCUCUAUUAACUCAGAGACAGGAGUUGUCUAUGCCUUGAGCUCCUUUGAUUAUGAAGAAUUCCGGGAGAUUCAGUUCCAGGUCAAAGCUCAGGAUGGAGGCUCCCCACCACUCAGCUCUAAUGUCUCAGUGACUCUCUUCAUCCUUGAUCAGAAUGACAACACUCCAGAAAUCCUGUAUCCUUCCCCUCCCACGGAUGGCUCCACUGGAGUACAGCUGGCCCCUCGCUCCUCUGAGCCAGGCUACCUGGUCACUAAGGUGGUGGCUGUGGAUGCGGACUCUGGCCAGAAUGCCUGGCUCUCCUACCAGCUGGUCAAGGCCACAGAGCCCGGCCUCUUCACUCUGGGACUCCACACUGGAGAGAUCAGGACAGCCCGUUUCUUUCUGGAAAAGGAUGCCCUCAAGCAAAGCCUGGUGGUUUUGGUGAAGGACAAUGGGCAGCCGCCUCUCUCCGCCUCAGUCACUGUCACUGUGGUACUGGCUGACAGCAUCCCUGAAAGCCUCUCAGAUCUGAGCAGCAUCUCAGCUCCUAUAGAGGAUCCCCAGUCUGACCUCACCUUCUACCUUGUGAUUGCUGUGGCUUUUGUCUCCUGCUUAUUCUUCACUUUUCUUCUGGUGUUAUUGGCUCUCAGACUUUACAGGUGGAAAAACUCACAGCUGUUUGACUCAGGAAGUGUGCAUUUCAGUGGUGUUCCAGUUUCACAAUUUAUGGGAAUUGAUGGAGUCCAAGCAUUUCUUCACUCCUACUGCCACGAAGUUUCUCUCACCACCGACUCAAGGAAGAGCAAUUUCAGCUUUUCAAAAGGGAACAGCUCUAAUACUCUGACAAGUCAGCAGCCUUGUGAGGUAGAAGCUCCCAUUCUGACUGGUGACAUUUUAAACAUUAAUGAUGAGGAUCAAGCUUCUGUUCAGCCCACUGCUGUAUAUGGCAAAAAGUAUUACUUUGACUCCAGUGACACUGAGACACUGUCUGAGGAGGUUUGGUAUUCAAUUCCUGAGGAAAACAUAAAGGGCUCUCUUGUGGGGAAUCUUGCCAAGGAUUUGGGUCUGAACAAGAGAGACCUGGUGAUCAGGAAGCUCCGUAUUGUUUCUGCAGCUUAUGCACAAUUCUUUACUGUGAAUGAAGAACAUGGAGACUUGUAUGUAAGAGACAGAAUAGAUCGAGAAGAAAUCUGUGGGAAAUCUCUACAUUGUGUCCUUAACUUUGACAUUGUGGUUGAAAACCCUUUGAAUGUUUUUCAUAUAAGUGUCACCAUAGAAGAUAUUAACGAUAAUGCACCACAGUUUAUAAAAGAUAAUAUUAAACUAGAAAUAACAGAAACCAGUUUGCCUGGAGCCAUUUUUGCUCUUGGAAAUGCUGAAGAUCCUGAUGUUGGGAUAAAUUCUCUGCAAAAUUACGAGCUGAGCCCCAGUCAGUACUUCACCUUGGAUGUUAAAGAAAGUCUAGAUGGAAAUAAAUAUGCAGUCUUGGUACAAAGCAAGCCACUGGAUCGGGAAAGUGAACAUAGUUUCCAUUUGAUCCUUACAGGCCUGGAUGGAGGAGAGCCAUUAAAAACUGGAACAGCCCAUAUAUGGAUUAAUGUUACUGAUAUCAAUGAUAACCCACCGGUUUUCUCUCAAGAAGUCUAUAAAUUCAGCCUCAAGGAGAGUACACCCAAGGGAUCUUUAGUGAUACAGGUUAAAGCCUUUGACAGAGAUGAAGGUUCCAAUGCUCAGAUAAGCUAUAGUUUCAGCAAUAUCCCAACUAAAGCCAGUCAGAAAUUUAGCCUGAAUCCAGAAAAUGGGAUAAUUUCAGUUAGGGAGACUUUGGACUUCGAAGAGUCGAGAAGCUAUAUGAUGUUAAUAGAAGCCAAGGAUGGUGGUGGAUUAUUGACACACUGCAAAGUUGAGAUUGAGGUUAUUGACGAAAAUGACAAUGCUCCAGAGGUGGUGCUAAUGUCAGUGUUUAGUCCAGUUCCUGAAGACUCUCUACCAGGAACUGUGAUUGCUUUGAUCAGUGUAGAUGACAGAGAUGCAGGAGAUAAUGGGAAGACUACUUGCCAUAUAGAAGGUAAAAUGCCUUUUAAAAUUCUGCCCACAUCUAACAGUUACUACAAGCUCCUCACAGACAGUCCACUGGACAGAGAAAAAACCUCAGAGUAUAACAUCACAAUCACAACCACUGACAAAGGCACCCCAUCGCUUUCCACACACAAAAACAUUUUACUGCAGAUUUCAGAUAUCAAUGACAAUCCCCCCACCUUUGAAGAAUCUAUCUACAAUGUCUUUGUGCCAGAAAACAAUCCUUCUGGUACCUCCAUUUUCGCUGUCAAAGCUUCAGACCCAGAUCUGGAUCGCAACUCAAAAAUCACUUACUCCAUCCUCGACAGCAGCAUUGAGGAGCUGCCUCUCUCCUCCUAUGUUUCCAUCAAUUUUGAGACUGGCACUAUCUAUGCCCAGCGCUCCUUUGACUGUGAACAAUUCAGGGGCUUUGAGAUGCAAGUGAACGCACAAGAUUGUGGCUCUCCCUCUUUUAGUAGCAAUGCCACAGUGCGAGUGUUUAUUCUGGAUCGUAAUGAUAACACCCCACAGAUCCUGUAUCCCACACCAGGUGCUGAUGGCUCAGCCUUGUUUGAGAUGGUGCCUCGAUCAGCUGAGGCAGGCUAUUUGGUGACAAAGGUUGUGGCAGUGGAUGCUGAUUCUGGACACAAUGCCUGGAUCUCCUAUCAUCAGCUCCAGGUUAUUGAGCCAGCUCUCUUCAUCAUUGGGCUCCAUACAGGAGAGGUCAAGACAGUACGGACCUUUGUAGAAAGAGAUGCUACAAAGCAAAAGCUAGUUGUUUUAGUGAAGGAUAAUGGAAGUCCUCCUCUUUCUGCCACUGUAACUCUGAAUCUGGUUUUUGCUGAGAAUUUCCAAGAGGCACUUCCUGAAAUGACCAAGCCAUCCAGUGGCUCAGAGUAUCAAUCUGAUAUGAACACCAUAUUGGUAACUGCCUUAAUUUUAGUCUCACUUCUAUUCAUUUUUACAGCUGCAACAGUUUUAAUACUUAAAUGUCGGAGACAGAAAAGUUCAGUAGUGUUUGGUUCCUACAAUACUGAACUGUACUCUAGCUUGGGACAUAAAUUUUCCUGCAAUUACAAUAAUGGGACAUUGCCAUUACCUUAUUCAUAUGAAGUACGACUAGCCUCCAAGUCAGGGCACAAUGAGUUUGCCUUUCCAAAACCGAACCAGGAGGUUGUCACAGAUAAUCUCAUUACUACAGAUGAUUCUGGAAUUGGGAAUGAAUCUCUAGGUGAAAAUCCCAGCCCCGUCAACAAGAUACAGUUUGAUCCUACAGACUUUUUUUGA